UAUGUCAUUUUGUCAUUUGACAAUUUGACAUGUUAUGUUUUUUACAAAUUCACUCAACUUUUUCCCUAAAAAUUAAAAAUGUCUGUGUUAUUGCAGACAGGAAAAGUGUAUUUGUUAAGGAAGGCAUUCAACAAUAGCUUCAGUAAAUAUAUAUUUCAUAGAAAAAAGUCGGAUGUAUCACGGAAAUUUAUUAGUUUUGAUGAGAUUGUGGCUCAAAGAAGAGCGGAGGCGCGCCGAAGCCUCGUAGUUCAAGUGAAUUCAGAGUCCUCGUUUAACGAAUUGUAUGGAUAUUGUUCUAAAUAUGCGUCUAUUGAUGACAUUCAUCAUUAUAAGAAUUCUGGAGGAGAGCAUUUUAUGCUCAUAGAAUUUAGUACAGAAGAAAACCUAAAAGACAUAUUACAGUCAUGUAGUUCACACCAAAAAGACCUUGAUGUUAUGGGAGUACAGUCACCUUUCCUCUGGUUCCGAGCUACCACAGGCGUCAAAGAGAAAUAUCCACAGAGUGUAAAAGAACUGGCAGUCAAAGAUGGUAGUUUGAGAGUCAAUGAAGAAGUGUUAUUUGAGGAGCUGUUGAAUUGUGAGACAGUCUCAGACCAAAUACAGAUGCUGUAUGAUAGAACUGUGUUGAAUGAUAUAGGAGUGAGGCUGAGAUACAUGGUUGCUAGACAGUUGGAAAUUAUAUUUAGCAGUCUAUAUGCAAACAUUAAAGUACAACCUUUUGGUUCAUCUGUCAAUGGAUUUGGAAAGAUGGGAUGUGAUCUUGAUCUAGUUCUUACUAACACUUUGAAUGAUAAUAUGACAUCACCAAACCAUCGGCUAGUAUAUCAAGAGAAGAAAUCCGAAGGCGGGCGAAGUCCCUGGCAGAGACACAUGGAGCUAGUUGGUGCUUUGUUAGAGAUGCGAGUGCCCGGCGCCUCUCGAGUGCAGAAGAUACUCAAUGCCAGAGUUCCUAUUGUGAAGUACUCACACGAUUUGGUUGAUGUUGAUUGCGAUCUGUGCUGUAACAAUACGUCGGGGGUGUACAUGUCGGAGCUUCUCUGGCAGCUGGGCUCGUUGGACCCGCGAGUGCGUCCGUUGACGUGCGUCGUGCGGUGCUGGGCGCGCGCCGUCGGGCUGACCAACGCGCACCCGGGGCGUUGGCUCACCAACUUCCCGCUAACGCUGCUGGUGCUGUUCUUCCUGCAGCAGAAGGACCAUGGGCCCGUGCUGCCGACUUUGAAACACCUGGUUGAUUUAGCUGGCAAAGACGACAUAAGAAUAGCUGAAGAGAACCUCAACUGCACGUUUCUGCGAGACCUCGACAGACUACCUUCAGAGUCCUACGCACAAAACGACGACGACUUACAAACAUUACUCUUCAAAUUCUUUGAGUUUUACUCACAGUUUGAUUUCCAAGACAAAGCCAUAUCCCUUAACGAAGGAAAACCUAUUCGGAAACCUAAUUCCCAUCCCUUGUACGUAGUUAACCCUCUAGAACAAGCCCUGAAUGUCAGCAGGAAUGUUAGUUACGAGGAAUGUGAAAGGUUACGUUUAGAAGUAAGAAAUGCCGCUUGGCAUCUAGAAUCUUGCAUGGAUGGACACAAAUCAGACGACUGGGGUAUCUUAGGUCUUGUAGAACAAAAAUCUUCCAGAGGAUUAAAAAAGUUACUAAGAGUAGGCAAUUCACAUAGAUUAGUAUCCGUCAAAGACUUGUUUAACGAAAGUGACGAUGUUGAACCCUCGGAGCAGGGAAUAAGGUCGAAAAUGGAGAAAUACAAAAAGACUGAUAAGUUAACGGGGGCGAGUGUGAGCGAGAUGAAAUUUAAGGAGAAAAAGAGCGAGAUGAGGUUCAAAAACAGUCAGACUGCCAAAGAGGUGUAUAGGAUACGAAGGAAUAAACUUAUAUGAGGAUUGACAGAUUUGUGUGUAAAUAUUGUAUAGUGCUAAAUUGAGUGUUUAUAAAAAGCGAAUGGUAGAAUACGAUAUGGAUGAAUAAUGAAUAUAUUAUUGUGAAACUAAA
Molecule: messenger RNA, 1999 nt
Organism: Maniola jurtina (meadow brown)
Lineage: Eukaryota; Metazoa; Arthropoda; Insecta; Lepidoptera; Nymphalidae
Product: poly(A) RNA polymerase, mitochondrial-like
Exons: 7
Coding region: 79-1887 (602 amino acids)
Biological process (GO): mitochondrial mRNA polyadenylation
Molecular function (GO): poly(A) RNA polymerase activity
Source: RefSeq, a predicted model, not a curated record